Aspergillus fischeri NRRL 181 is the source of this 831-nucleotide messenger RNA. RefSeq names its product allergen Asp F7. The transcript has a single exon. Bases 1 to 831 code for a protein of 276 amino acids. The record is from RefSeq and is a predicted model, not a curated record. Lineage: Eukaryota; Fungi; Ascomycota; Eurotiomycetes; Eurotiales; Aspergillaceae.
AUGGCUCCCAUCUUCAAGUCCCUUGCGCUCGCUAGCGCUCUUUUCGCUGCCAUCAGCUCGGCCGCCCCUGUCGACCUUAACAAGCGUGAAAUUGACGUGGUGUGGACAACGGUCACCACUGUCGUCUGGACCACUGUCGAUGUGACCACUACCAUCUACCCUACUCCGCAAGCUCCCACUCCCCCUGUCGUAGAGUCUACCCCGACCCCGACCCCGAUCCCGUCAUCUGCUCCCGAGCAGCCCGAGCCGAUCGAGGCCUCUACGCAGCCCGAGACCCCUGAGCCUCAGCCCACCCAGCCUUCUGUCGCUGCAUCCACCCCUGUCGCUGCUGCUGCUGCUGCUCCUGUUGCUCCUGCUGCUCCCGCCCCUGAAGAGCCGGCUCCUCAGCCUGCGACCGCCGCGGCUCCUUCCACUUCUACUACUACCCAGGCUGCCCCGUCCGCCCCGCCAGCUGCUAACAGCGGCAGCAGCGGCAGCACUGAAAAAGCCGCGAGCAGCGGAUACAGUGGCCCCUGCUCCAAGGACUCCCCCUGCGUUGGCGAGCUCACGUACUACGAUACGGCUACCUCCGCCAGCGCUCCCAGCAGCUGCGGUCUGACCAACGACGGCUUUUCCGAGAACGUGGUCGCGCUUCCCGUGGGCAUUAUGACCGACGCUGACUGCGGCAAGACCGUGACCAUCACCUACAACGGUAUCACCAAGACCGCUACCGCCGUGGACAAGUGCAUGGGUUGCAAGCCCACCGAUCUCGACGCGUCCCGGCACUUGUUCGGCGAGCUGGCUGAUUUCGGUGCGGGCCGUAUCGACGGCAUGUCAUGGUACUUCAACUAA